Molecule: messenger RNA, 3830 nt
Organism: Rhinolophus ferrumequinum (greater horseshoe bat)
Lineage: Eukaryota; Metazoa; Chordata; Mammalia; Chiroptera; Rhinolophidae
Gene: ZKSCAN4
Product: zinc finger with KRAB and SCAN domains 4
Exons: 5
Coding region: 36-1679 (547 amino acids)
Biological process (GO): regulation of transcription by RNA polymerase II
Molecular function (GO): RNA polymerase II cis-regulatory region sequence-specific DNA binding; DNA-binding transcription factor activity, RNA polymerase II-specific
Source: RefSeq, a predicted model, not a curated record
AGGGUUGUUCUGGGCCCGAUUGCACCCUGGCCAGCAUGGCGACAGAGUCCAGACCCAGCGAAGCCCUGGGCGCCCCGUCCACGGACGACCAGUUGGGGCUUCUUGUCGUAAAGGUGGAGGACGAGGAGGCCAGUUGCAGCCCCGCUCCCGGGCCCGAGUGCUCCCGCCAGCGCUUCCGCGGCUUCCGCUACCCCGAGGCCGAGGGACCCCGCGAGGCGCUGGGCCGGCUGCGCCAGCUCUGCCGCCUGUGGCUGCGACCCGAGACGCACAGCAAGGAGCAGAUGCUGGAGCUGCUGGUGCUGGAGCAGUUCCUGAGCAUCCUGCCCGGGGAGCUCCAGGCCCGCGUGCGCGCACAGCAUCCGGAGAGCGGGGACGCGGCGGUGGCCGCGCUGGAGUCCCUGGACAGGCAGCUGCCUGAGCCCAGGCCGCAGGUGCCAGGUGGUGACCAGGGGCCGCUGCUCUGUUGCACGAUGGCAGUGUUGACUCCGGCUCAGAGGUCACGAAGUGCCCGAUUCCAGCCGAUGAAGGCUCUGCUCAAGCACGAAUGUGUGGGAUCCCAGUCCCCACCAGACAGAGCUCUGCAGGUGCCUGGGCUUGCUGUGGGCGGGCGCUAUACAGCGCACGCAGUGGUGGCCGCCGGGCUCACUCCAGAGUCCCAGGGGCUGCUGAAAAUGGAAGAUGUGGCUCUCACUGUGUCCCCUGGAUGGACAGAGCUGGAUUCAUCUCAGGCGAAGUCAUACAGAGAUGAAAGGCAGGAGGACGGUGGCCCUCUGACCUCCCUGGGUGGUGAAAUGCAGAAUAAGAUCAGAGACUUGCCUCUAGAUGAGAAACAUCCAGAAGAGGAGCCUGGGCAGACCCUGCGCCACCUGUGUGAAGCCAUUGCUCCAACCCCACACCCCCUGGGUGAAGCCAUUGCCCCGAUCCCUGCACGUGCAGAAGCUGGUGAGCAGGAGGGCAGAUUAUACAGAAAGCAGAAAAGCGCUACGGGGAGGAGGCGGCACAUCUGCCAGGAAUGUGGGAAGAGUUUUGCUCAGAGUUCAGGCCUGACGAAGCACAGGAGAAUCCACACUGGGGAGAAGCCCUACGAGUGUGAGGACUGUGGCAAGUCCUUCAUUGGGAGCUCUGCUCUCAUCAUUCACCAGAGAGUCCACACUGGGGAGAAACCCUAUGAGUGUGACGAAUGUGGGAAGGUUUUCAGUCAUAGCUCAAACCUCAUCAAGCACCAGAGAACUCACACCGGGGAGAAGCCCUACGAGUGUGAUGAGUGUGGAAAGACCUUUAGCCAGAGCUGCAGCCUCCUGGAACAUCACAAAAUCCACACUGGGGAGAAGCCAUACCAGUGUGACAUAUGUGGCAAAGCCUUUAGGCGGAAUUCACAUCUCCUGAGACAUCGGAAGAUCCAUAGUGAUAAAACCGUUCAGGAUCCUGAACACGGGAAGAGCUGGGAGAGUCAGGGGACGCUGGAGAGUCACAAGGGGAACGUUGAGGCUCCCGUGUCUUAUCGAUGUAAUGAGUGUGAGAGGAGUUUCACUAGGAGUAGAAGCCUUAUUGAACAUCACAAAAUCCACACUGGAGAGAAGCCGUAUCCCUGUGAUGCAUGUGGAAAAGGCUUCACCCGGACCUCAUACCUUGUUCAACAUCAAAGGAGCCAUGUUGGGAAAACAAUUCUGUCUCGGUGACCUACGUCUUCCGUGCCAAAGUUGAAGUGAAGCCACCCUGGAACCUUUCCUGACUACAGAAACUGAGCUUGGGAUGUAUUUCCCCCUGCACACCAUCAGGCGUGUGUGUGAGGGAAAAUAUAGCGCGUGGUUGAGAUGAAUUAUCUUCUACAUUCUAGGUGACUAGAAAAAAACUUGUUGGAAAGGAAGCGUUGUCUGUCAAGUGGUUUACUCUCACCUACCGGACUUCAAGGGCUUCCAGACUGACUCACCACUCCCAGCCAUUUCUUGAUGACAGAUCCUGGGUAGAUGGCUGAUUUGGGGCUGCUCUCUGACCUCUCAUUUUGCCUAUGUGAACCCUUCACCAGUGGGUUGGAUCAGGGACGUCUCUACUCCACCAUUGUGCCUUGCAUGUAGGUGCUACAAAUGUUUAUUAAGCAUUGACCUUCAUUUCUUGGAAAAUCUGGUGUCUAGAUUUCUAACUAAGGCCAUUUUUGUUUGUCUAAUUCUCUAAGGUUCUAGAUUCUGGGUCAAUUUAGUGCAUUCAUUGCCAAGUACAUAGGAUUGUCAGAGUAGGGGUGUAGGAAUGCAUAUUUCUUCACCAGUAUGUUCGUCACUUACAGUAAGAACGCCUUAAACAGCCUCUUUGUCAUUAAGACAUUUUGGGACAGCUCCAUCCAUACAACUCCAUUCUCUAGUCAACAUUAUGUUAUUCCAUAUUAAUAUUGCUACUGUAUGGGGAAGAUUGUUCACAUUCAGGUAAAUAAAAGUCCAUUUGUCAAGUCAGAAUAUGAGGAUUAUGAAUUUUGUGAGGAUCUGUUUAUACUAAUAAGUGCUGUGUAAAUCACCUGGAAAUGCUGACAUUGAUAGAGGAAUGGAGUAAAUACUUUGUUAGCCAAAGCUCUAUAUAUUGGAAUGUGAAUUGUUUAAUAAUAAAAACUAUCUUUAAAAAGUGUCCGGUAACUGACAGUCUUGAUCUUAUCUUGUAAUGAUAUCUCAAAUCACAUGUUUGGUUACACCUCAAUUAUUCAUAACAAGAACUUCAUCCACUUGGUAAACUCAAUUUAUCUACUUUUCUCUAAGCAGCUAGUGAAUCUCCUUUUUCCUCACGAUAUGCCAAAAUUGGGUCUGAAGACUUUCAGUCAGCUUCAUAUACACAGUAUCUAUUUUGUACAUUUCAAAUGGCAUUGCUACUACAGAAAUGUUUCAGAUUGGUUACUUUCAUGGGAACUUUCUGUUAACAAGUCAAUUUCAUUUCUGCUCCUACUCACAUUUCUCACUUGGUUUCUGGCCUCAGCAAUCCCUCGGUAUUUACAACAUCAGUCUAACAUCUUGGAAUCUGAACAUAGCAAGAGUUCCUGGUCUCCUUUCCCAAGUAAUGGCUGAACACUAUGAGAUGUCCCUACAUAUUUAUGGAUUUUCUUUAUUAGAAAUUCAGUCAUCAUGCAAAGGAUAAAUCCUCUGCACCUUUCCAAAGCCUUGCUUUUAUUCCAAUUUCUAGGGUACUUCAACAAGAUUUUCAAGGGUCUAGGAACAAAAUCUGAACAAUCCUGUCACUUAUUUGUAUAAAUGUAAUAAACUAUGUGGUUAUUCUAUACGUCUGAGUGAAUUCUUAAACAGAUAACACAUUGCAUUACUUCCAAGCUGUUAGAAAAUAAGUAGUUUCAGGUAUUAAAGCAUUAAAACUUGAACCAUUUUCACCCCUCGGCUCUCCCAGCAGUUCUGCCCUUUGGCUUUGGGAGCCUGGGCAUGGAAUCUAGCCUCCCAGACCCGCUUACAGCACAGGAUAUAAAAGGGCUGGUGGGGGGCUGAGAAGAAGAUUAAUGGCUGGCUCACCAGUGCAUCCUCAGCACCCAUAAACGAGUGAAUCUGGAAAUUGAGUAAUUCAACUUGUUCUUUUGUAUUAUUAAAAUAAAUCAAGAUUCCUUGGCACCUAUUGCUAGAACCCAAAGCAUUUACAUGCCUGGCUCCAUUUCUAAACAUGUUUUGUGCUCACAACCAUUCAUUCAGCAAAUCCAACUGCUGGUGUCACGUCUGUGCUCAGACACUAAGGCACUAAAGAUGAACGAGACAUGUCUGUCCUUGUAAUGCCUGAGAACGCCUCUGUUCGUUCAUGCUGAGUUUUCAUGUGUGGUUCUACUUCCAUAGCAGAUCAUUUCUUACCACCUCCAG